AUGAACAACAACAUGAACAACAACGAAAACAUUGGCCACAACAACAACGCCCACGCAAUUAAUUGCAGAAACAAAAUAAUCCGCGACAGCAUCUUCGGCUUCCUCAUCAAACUCCUCGCAAUCCAACUCUUCGUUUUACUUCUCAUCAGCAACACUGCAAGCGCCGAAAUCAAAGAUAUUCAAAUGUUGUGGUAUUUAAAAACUGUAGGAAUAGCAUAUUGCUAUGACCCCCGUGUAACUGCGGAUCAGCCAGAGAAACAGGGGCCAGAUGUCGAUGAGACGACAUCACCACCAUUAGUGAGCUUUGAUCAGACAAAAACCGCAGCAGUCCUAUUGAAAGUAGGUCAAACCCUGACAUUGACCUGUCUGUCUCAAGGUCACAGCAACAACAUCAACAACAUCUCCUGGUACCACAACGGCACUUUGCUAAAACCGGAAAUCGAUUCCGGUUACGCAGUGACGUCACUGGGGGAUUACAAAUCCGGUCGUGGUGUAUCCAUGUUGAGUAUCAUCGAGGUGGAUUUGAAAGAAUCUGGACUGUAUCGUUGUUCCAGAGUCGAUCAAAAUGAUGGUGAGGAAGACGACGACGACGAUGAUGAUGACGACGAGGAUGAUUAUGAUAAUAAUAGUCUUCAUGAUGAUAAAGAUGGUGAUAAUGGUGAUGAAUAUAGAAAGAAGAGAUUUGAAGAUUAUGAUGAAGUCGUUGUGGUGGUUUUUGAAGGGGGAAAUGAUGAAGUACAUAUAGAUGCAAAAGCACCAAACAUCUGGUCGCAGGCCGGCGAAGUCGUACAACUAACCUGCAAUGUUGACACAGGCAAAACCGGAAAUGGAAAUUUUAAUAAAGUCACGUGGUACAAAAACAAUAAAGUUCUCAAUGGUGGGAAUGGUAGUGGUAGUAGUAGCAAUAAAAGCAUCAACGGUAAUGAUGAUCAUCGUGAUGAUAUAGAGUUUGAAAGUUACAAAAAAGAUAAAAUUAAAUAUGAAAAUAAACAAAAAACCCAACAACAACAAAAGCAAAGGCAAAAACAACAAAAACUAUACAACAACAACAAUAGCAGCAGCAACAACAACAACAACAGCUACAUCGGCAGCAACAACAAAAACGACAACAACCGUUACAAAAUCAGAUGGAAGCGUAACUCUCACGAAAGAAGGAUCAAACAAAUACGGCACAAACAACAACAAAAACAGCACAAACAACAGCAGCAAGAUCAACAACAACAGCAGCAGCAGCAGCAACAACAACUGCAACAACAACAGCAACAACAACAGCAACAACAACAGCAGCAGCAACAACAACAACAGUUUGAAAACUACAUAAUACAAACAUCAGCAACAUCAUCCAGGCUACUAAUCAGCACCUCUUCAACAUCAGAUGCAGGCACGUACAGCUGUGCUCUCUUCACGCACAGCAUCAACAAACAUGCAAUAGAUCACGUACAACUAAUUGUAAUCAGUGUCGGUGAUGAUUAUGAUGACGAAGUCGAUUAUAGUAAUGAUACCGAUGAUGAUGAUGACGAUGAUGAUGGUGGUGGUAGUGAUGAUAGUGAUGACAAACAGAAGGAAGUAACAAAUGGCCAAUUAGACCCAACAUUCUCCCAUGGGCAGCAGAAUCAACAACGAAGGAUACAACACAAACAACUACAAAAACACAACCAGCAACAACUAAAACAACACAACAAGCCACAACUACAACCGAACCAACAACAGGAACAACGGCAGCCACAACAAAACAAACAACAGCCACAAAAACUACUCAAUAAUCAUAAGCAGCAACAACUGCAUCACCAGCAGGGUCGCCAACGACAACACUAUCACAAAACAACGAUGUUUGUUAAAAUUGGCUCCACUAUAAAUCUUGAGGCCUAUUUUCCAACACAAAACUCAGAAUCCCAACAACAGCAACAACAUCAACUGCAACAAAAAAUGCAACAAAAUCAUCAUCAUAAUAAUCAAAGCGAUCGUCAAUACAAUGAAAAACGAAAAUCAACGAAACACGUUGAAGUCAAAUGGUUUGUAAACAACAAUCGAUUAAAAAAUGAGAAUAAUAAUAUCAACAACAACAAUAACAACAUUAUCAGCAACCCAAACAACAACAUCAGCAACAACACGGAUAACAGAAAUAACAAGACGAAUAAUAUUAAAUUUUUUAUUGAAACACACGCUUAUUUUAGUCGAUUGAAUGUAUUCAAUAUAGUGAGAGAAGACCUCACAAGCUACAAAUGCGCACUGUACGUAAGAAAUAAUAACAGGGAUGAUAAUCAUCAAAAUGAUGAUGAGGAGGAAGAAGCUGAUGAAGAUGACGGACGUGAUGGUGAUGAUUAUGGUGGAGAGAUGUACGAAUAUAUCUUUGUGCUCAAAGGAUAUAUCUGUCCAGCUCUCCCACCAUCUGACGAACGAGAUUGCUCGUGGGUUGAUUGCAAUAAAAGUUAUAAAUACUAUUUUGGACAUUAUCUCAAGAUUUUGAAGAGGAAUCACGUAACCCGAUCAACUUUUCACAAGAGUUACAGCAUUCAGAACGGUCUAAGCAACAACAACAACAACAACAACAACCUUCAGUACUACAACCCUCACAACGCAAACAACAACAACAACAACAACUGCAACAUCAGCUGCAGCCCAAACAGCAAGCAUAUCAAAUGA
Messenger RNA from Helobdella robusta, 2643 nucleotides. RefSeq lists its product as hypothetical. Lineage: Eukaryota; Metazoa; Annelida; Clitellata; Rhynchobdellida; Glossiphoniidae. Bases 1 to 2643 code for a protein of 880 amino acids. The record is from RefSeq and is a predicted model, not a curated record. The transcript has 8 exons.